Molecule: messenger RNA, 3682 nt
Organism: Chinchilla lanigera (long-tailed chinchilla)
Lineage: Eukaryota; Metazoa; Chordata; Mammalia; Rodentia; Chinchillidae
Gene: Mtmr1
Product: myotubularin related protein 1
Biological process (GO): phosphatidylinositol dephosphorylation
Molecular function (GO): phosphatidylinositol-3,5-bisphosphate 3-phosphatase activity
Source: RefSeq, a predicted model, not a curated record
UCCUACAGGGUCACAUGUUGAAUGGUGUAAACAGCUUAUAGCUGCCACAAUUUCUAGUCAGAUUUCAGGUUCAGUGACAUCAGAGAAUGUGUCCAGAGAUUACAAGGUUUUCAGGAGGCCUGAUAUAAGGAAUAUUCAUAAAGCAAGACAAAGAUUGGAGAUACAGGAGGAACACAAUGGCUACCCUUCUGAAGCUGAAGCUGAUCAGGCUCUAAGGGAUGGAAAUAAGCUGGCACAGAUGGAAGAAGCAUCACUUGUUCCAGGAGAAUCAAUUAAGGCCAUUGUGAAAGAUGUCAUGUAUAUCUGCCCUUUUAUGGGAGCAGUGAGUGGAACCCUGACAGUGACGGACUUUAAGAUGUACUUCAAAAAUGUAGAGAGGGACCCGCACUUUGUCCUUGAUGUGCCCCUUGGAGUGAUCAGCAGAGUUGAGAAGAUUGGAGCACAGAGCCAUGGAGACAGUUCCUGUGGUAUAGAGAUCGUGUGCAAGGAUAUGAGGAACUUGCGACUUGCUUAUAAACAAGAGGAACAGCGCAAACUUGGGAUAUUUGAAAACCUCAAUAAACAUGCAUUUCCUCUUUCCAAUGGCCAGGCACUAUUUGCAUUCAGCUAUAAAGAAAAAUUUCCAGUUAAUGGCUGGAAAGUUUAUGAUCCAGUAGCUGAAUAUAAGAGACAGGGCUUGCCAAAUGAGAGUUGGAAAAUAUCCAAAAUAAAUAGCAACUAUGAGCUCUGCGCCACUUACCCUGCUGUCAUUGUUGUGCCAACCAGUGUAAAAGAUGAUGACCUAUCAAAAGUGGCAGCCUUUCGAGCAAAAGGCAGAGUUCCUGUGUUAUCAUGGAUUCAUCCGGAAAGUCAGGCAACGAUUACCCGCUGCAGCCAGCCACUGGUGGGCCCCAGUGAUAAACGCUGCAAAGAGGAUGAAAAAUACUUGCAGACAAUCAUGGAUGCUAAUGCACAGUCACACAAACUUAUCAUCUUUGAUGCCCGACAAAACAGUGUUGCUGAUACAAACAAGGCAAAAGGUGGAGGAUACGAAAGCGAAAGUGCUUACCCAAAUGCAGAACUCUUGUUUCUGGAGAUUCACAACAUUCAUGUGAUGAGGGAGUCACUGCGGAAGUUAAAGGAGAUCGUGUACCCUUCCAUUGACGAGACUCGGUGGCUGUCCAAUGUGGACUCGACGCACUGGCUGGAAUAUAUAAGGAUGCUUCUUGCUGGGGCAGUAAGAAUCGCUGAUAAAAUAGAAUCUGGGAAGACCUCUGUGGUGGUGCACUGCAGUGAUGGCUGGGACCGAACAGCCCAGCUCACAUCACUGGCCAUGCUGAUGUUGGACAGUUACUACCGGACCAUUAAAGGAUUCGAAGCUCUCAUAGAAAAAGAGUGGAUAAGCUUUGGACACAGGUUUGCACUGCGAGUGGGCCAUGGCGAUGACAACCAUGCAGAUGCUGACCGAUCACCCAUAUUCCUUCAGUUUAUUGAUUGUGUUUGGCAAAUGACAAGACAGUUUCCUUCAGCAUUCGAGUUUAAUGAACUGUUCUUGAUUACAAUUUUGGAUCACCUUUAUAGCUGUCUCUUUGGGACCUUUUUGUGCAACUGUGAACAAGAGCGAUUCAAAGAGGAUAUACAUUCAAAGACCGUGUCUUUAUGGUCCUAUAUCAAUAGCCAGCUUGAUGAGUUUUCUAACCCCUUCUUUGUGAACUACGAAAACCACGUCCUGUAUCCUGUUGCUAGUCUGAGUCAUCUGGAGUUAUGGGUAAAUUAUUACGUCCGAUGGAACCCACGGAUGAGGCCACAGACGCCAAUCCACCAGAAUCUCAAGGAGCUGCUGGCUGUCAGGGCUGAGCUGCAGAAGCGCGUGGAGGACCUGCAGCGGGAGGUGGCCACGCGCGCUGUCUCGUCGUCCUCUGAGCGGGGCUCCUCGCCAUCACACUCGGCUACUCCAGUCCAUACCUCGGUCUGAGGGUGAGCCACCGACGCGGGCCACCCCACCACUCCGCGUCUCCCUGGGAGCUCAGGGCCUGGCUGUGGCAAGGUUACGGCGAGGCCUCUGGGGACCCAGGCACUGUCUUCUGGGACAGGAGGUCCAGGGACCAUCCUCGGGGCUAGGUGACAGCCCCCACUGUGGCCAAGUGCUUUCUGUCUCGUGAACAGCCCAGGACCCCGCCAGCGGCCAGGCCCAUCCCGUGACCCACCCUCCUCUGUCUCAGGCUUCAGGACAUCUCGUGCCCUUGCCGUCCACGGUCACCCUCUGUCAGAAACAAACCUUGCCAGCUGUGGGAGUGCUCUCAGCACCCUGCCACGGCUUGAAGACUGAUCUUAAGUGAAAUGUCUGGAGAGAAUCGCACCAUCGGCCUCCGGUCUCCAGUUCCCACUGUGUAUAUAGAAGGUAUUUUUUAAAGAGAGAAACAGGCCUUUAUUUUCCUAUGUCCUUUUUAAUGUUUAGAAUAAUUGCCAGCAGAGGUGUCUGCUUCCUCUUCCGUGGGAGGAAGUCUUUCUGCUCGCCCUGCUGACUUCUGUGGUACGUAUGAAAUGAGACUUUAGACACGGUCACCUGGGUGGCAGCCUCUCCCUGUCCUCAGCCUAGCUCCGGUACUUGCCUCCUGAGGCGGCCCUGUCCAUUGGUAGGCAUGCUCAGUGCUGGCAGCUUUGCGCAGGCGCCCGUCCCGUGCCUGGGCAGAAUGGUGUUUCCCAUUCAUCACAGGCCCCUCACCCUGGGUUGCCGAGUGACCGCCCAUCCCUGUCUUAAAGCGGCUGUGCACCAUGGCGGCGGGAGAGGCCAGUGCGCACCCCUCCUCGAGCCCAGCCUGGCUGGCCUCGCCCCACAGUUCCGGGUUCUGCACCACCAUGGGGGUGAAGUCAUCAUGUGCUCUAGGCCUGUCUCUGCAGGUCACCGGGAUGCCACCACAGCACAGCACAAGGUCAGCUGCCUCAGAAGCUCACAGGUCCCCUGGGACAGGUGCAUUGACGUCACUGCCUCAGGCCCGAUCAGGCUCCAGACGCACACAUAGUCCUACACAUUAUUUUUGAAAAUAGAUUGUUCAGAAGUUUUCUACGGUCAUAUACAUAGGGAUUAGAUGUUAUUUCAACUUGGAACCUUCUGAUUCAUACAGAAAAUUUUCCUUCUGUAAACUACCAGAAAUAUUUAUUCAUGGUCACUUGGCAAUUCCUAAAACCAAUUGUUCAUUUUUGUCACGUGAGGAUCUGUCCGUGCGGCACACUGCAAUGGAUAUUAACUACUGAGUUAGGCUCCCUGCCCAGCCCAAAGCUCACUUAUGAAUGGGUAGGCUGUUAGUGCUACACGGAUUUUUUUCGUGGAGACGUUCCCCAGUCUUUCCCCACAGACACCACGUAGUCCGCCAGCUGCGCUGGGACAGUUCCGUGCGGUGCGGAUGGGGUGAUGGCGCACAGACCCCCGAGGCCCAGGGUCACUCUCCGGCGAGGUCGGCCCUGCCGCAUGGCCCUGCCAACUCUCACUUAAAGAAGCACAAGAGCGCGCUGCCCUUGGUCUGUUCCUCACACAGAACUGUGUCCGGCGCCACUCGAAGGCUGGUUUGGUAUCUGAGCCCUGCUCUUUUGUUCAAGUGUACUGGAAUGUAAAACCUUGGGUUUUUAAAGCUGGCACAAUGCUGUAUUUCAUCUGAUGCGCUGUCUUUGCACCUGUAAUUAAAAUGACAGCGUGUGCUCCCUA